Messenger RNA from Aspergillus viridinutans, 2046 nucleotides. Its product is annotated as glycoside hydrolase family 127 protein. The record is from RefSeq and is a predicted model, not a curated record. Bases 1 to 2046 code for a protein of 681 amino acids. The transcript is spliced from 3 exons. Lineage: Eukaryota; Fungi; Ascomycota; Eurotiomycetes; Eurotiales; Aspergillaceae. Gene Ontology annotation, biological process: carbohydrate metabolic process.
AUGUCUUACCCCCAGGCUACAUUUCUGCAUACGGCCUUCCACGGUCCUUCACUGCUGAACACAACCCGGAAGACGAUUUCACGACAAACUCUUUACGUUCAGCUUGACCUUCUAAAAUCUACCGGCCGCUAUGAUUGCUUCAAGUUGGCGUGGAAUCCAAUAUACGAGGAUAAAUCGAUCUGGCCCGGUGGAAAGCAUCUUUUCUGGGACAGUGACAUCGCCAAAUGGAUAGAAGCUGUGUGCUUCUUCCUCACUGAGCAGUACGAUGCCCAACUGGACGCCUCUGUUCAGGAGCUUGUGACAAUGAUCCGCUCAGCCCAGCAGGAGGACGGCUAUCUGAACCUUCAUUAUCAGGUGGUUGAGCCUGGAGCACGUUGGACCAAUCUGAGGGAUAUGCAUGAAUUGUACAACGCCGGACAUAUGAUUGAGGCUGCUCUAUCGCAUCGUCAAUACUAUAAGAAUAACCUUCUCCUGGAUCCGGUUAUGAAGUAUGUAUCUUUGAUGAGGAAGACAUUUGGCGCAAGCGAAGGCCAAAUUCAUGGUUACCCCGGCCACCCUGAAAUUGAGAUGGCUUUGCUUCGCCUCUAUGCCGCGACAGGUAACCAAGAUGCAUAUGAUUUAGCGCGGUAUUUCCUUGAAGAGAGGGGGAACCCAUCCGGGGUUAAUGGGCGUCAUUUCUAUGAUGUGGAGGCCGAGGAUCGGGGCGAUGUCCCUUGGAAAAGGCCAAACUCCUUUCCGAGGGCCAGGUCAUACUGGUAUUCGCAGGCUCAUGAGCCGAUUCUUAACCAGCAGACCAUCGAAGGCCAUGCGGUGAGGGCAAUGUAUCUGCUUACAGCAGCGGCUGACCUUCUGUGCUUGGACAGUUGCGCAAUUCGCCCAUUCGGUCCCACCAAAGCCCGGUGGUUUGACGCAAUUACACGGUUGUGGGGUAACAUGGUUGACAAGAAAAUGUAUCUCACUGGGGGUAUCGGAGCGAUUAAGCAAUGGGAAGGAUUUGGUAUUGAUUAUUUCCUACCACAAGGAACUGAUGAAGGUGGCUGUUACGCGGAAACCUGCGCCGCGAUUGGCGUGAUGAUGUUGGCGGAACGUCUGCUCCACGUGGACUUGGAUUCCCGAUACGCUGAUGUGAUGGAGUUGUGUCUCUAUAAUGCCGUGUUGACGUCUAUGAGCGUCGACGGUGAUUUAUUUACCUACACCAAUCAGUUAGCCAGCUCUGAACAGGACAAGAGCAGCAGAGAGCACUGGUUCGAUUGUUCGUGCUGCCCACCGAAUAUGGCGAGGCUAUUCGGCAGCCUGGGUGGCUAUCUAUGGGAUUUUGGUGGAGCAGACCAUAGUGCUUACGUCAAUGUUCAUCUUUACACUACAGCGACGUUAAAUUUCGCUGUCGGAGAGGAAGAAAUCUUUCUCGAGCAAACCUCCGCUUGGCCGUGGGAGGGCAAGGUUUCGUUCACCAUCCGCGCCCCACCUACGGUGCAGGUUACUUUACGGUUAAGAGUGCCGGAAUGGGCAAAUGGCGAAUUUAAGCUCGAACCAAGGCUUGAAUCUGGCAAAGGGCUCGAAAAGGGUUAUAUCGUUCUGCCCGAAUCAUAUAUCUCAAGCGCGCCCCAGUUUACACUUGAGAUCCAGGGAUUCCAGCCGCGGCUGAUUCAGCCACAUCCAUACACCAACCAGCAAGUUGCUGCUUUGGCCAGAGGACCCCUUGUGUACUGCGUUGAGGACGUCGAUAAUCCCUGGGAGAAAAAUCACUUCAAAAACACCAUUCUAUCUCCAUAUGGGGGCAUAAUACGGGAGGAGUGGAGACGACGCAUUGCGGACCAUGAACAUCAAUACGUUGCACUGCACACGGUCGGCUCUAUACGUUCAAUUCCAGAGUGGGAGAACAAACCUACAGGCGUUGGACCCUGUUUAGGGGUCCUCCCACUCAGGCCGCCAUCCAAGACAGAGACAGAGCUAUGUUUCAUCCCGUAUUACCUUCGCGCAAACCGUGGCGGACGCGGCCAGAUGCGAGUUGCGCUCCUUCUGGAACAGGAAGCAACGAGGCGGUGA